Temnothorax curvispinosus is the source of this 2392-nucleotide messenger RNA. RefSeq names its product dnaJ homolog subfamily C member 21. The record is from RefSeq and is a predicted model, not a curated record. Gene Ontology annotation, cellular component: cytoplasm. The coding region runs from base 150 to 2087 and encodes 645 amino acids. NCBI's taxonomy places the organism in Eukaryota, Metazoa, Arthropoda, Insecta, Hymenoptera, Formicidae. The transcript is spliced from 2 exons. Gene Ontology annotation, molecular function: zinc ion binding; nucleic acid binding.
AUCGACAGUAACAGGAAUGGAUAAAAGACGCGCGAUCGCGAUAUUGGCACGUGUAUUUUAUACACGCGAAUUUUCCUUCGAAUAGGCGUACGGUUUGUGGUUUAAGUAAGGAAAUUGUGUCCAGCAGUGCGUAAUCGUACAGCGGUACAAUGAAGUGUUACUACGAAGUAUUGGGAGUCGAGAGAGAUGCCCCCGAUGACGACAUAAAAAAAGCGUACAGGAAGCUGGCGUUGAAAUGGCAUCCAGAUAAGAACCUCGACAGUCCGGAUGAGGCUAAGGAACAGUUCCAGCUUGUCCAGCAAGCGUGGGAGAUACUGAGCGAUCCCCACGAGCGUGCUUGGUAUGACAAUCAUCGCGAGGCCAUCCUGAAAGGUGGCAUCGGGGAGGAUUACAAGGACGACUCCAUCAAUCUUUUCCCAUACUUCUCCCUCUCGUGCUUCAAGGGCUACGGGGACGACGAGAAGGGUUUCUACACUGUCUACAGAAAGGUUUUCGAGCAAUUGGCGGCGGAGGACGCUGAGUUCGCCGAAGAUGGCGAUUCCGACGAGGAAGUACCUGGCUUUGGUGACUCUCAGAGCUCCUACGAGGAUACGGUGGGCGAUUUCUAUGCCUACUGGCAGAGUUACAGUACCAAAAGAUCCUACGCUUGGGUGGAUCGGUACGACAUACGCGAAAUACGGAACCGGCAGAUUAUCAGGAUUGCCAAGAAGGAGAACAAGAAAGUGCGCGACAAGGCGAAGCGCGAGAGGAACGAGAUGGUGCGGAAUCUGGUUGCUUUUGUUCGAAAGCGCGACAAGCGUGUGCAGGUAUACGCGGCGAAGCUGGCCGAACGCGCCCGCGAGAACUUCCGCAAGGCAGAGGAGCGGAGGAAGGAGCAGCUGCUGGAGAGGCAGAGACUGUUGCGGGAUCAAUCUCAAGCUGAAUCCGAAUGGUCCAAGUUCUCGAACAUGGAGGCACAGCUGAAGAACAUCGAGGCGAAUCUAACGGCGGAGUUCGGAAUAGAUGACAGGAAGGUAACGACGAGAAACAGCAAUCCAGAUGCAUUUUAUUGUAUCGCUUGCGAUAAGAUUUUUCAGACGCACAAGGCUUUCGCAAAUCACGAGAUCUCGAAGAAGCACAAGGAAAACGUCAGCGCACUCAAACGUGUCAUGCCGAUCGAGGACGAGGAUCUCCGUAGUAGUUCUCGAGAAAGCGAUUCGAGCACGGAAAAAGAAUCAGUUUCGCUGAACGGGCCUAAAUUAGCAACAGAUUCACAGAUGCCUGAUUUCUUGCUGAACCCUCCUCGAAGCGAUUCGAAACCGAAUGACGAGGAUAAUGACGGUGAUAUCUCUCCUGCCGAACUGAUGUCGGACGAUGAGGAAAAUCCAAAAUGUUCUCAACCGACAACCGAGAAGACGAAAACAGAUGGAGAUGUCCCACUGGCCGCGGGACCAGAAAUGGGUGAAAAUAUUUCAUUUUCACAUAAAAUAGAAAAUGAAGAUGAUAACAUAACUUCCGAAGACGAAUUAAUAUCUGAUCAAGAAGAAGACGUCGCGCUGUCGAGUCGUCGGAAGAAAAAGAAGAAGAAGAAGCGUAGUAUUCAAAAUCCUAAUCCUGUGCUUGAACUUGCUAGCGACGACAACACGGAGAGCAUUAACGAGGAAAUAUGGCUGUCAAAGAAACAACGCAAGAAGUUACAGCAGAGGAAAAUAGAGCUGAGUAAACAGUUGCGAAAUAAAGAAGAGACGCACAAAGAAGAGGACCAAGAAGCAGAGAGUGAAGGCAGAGUGAUGGAAGAAGCAAGUGUUGUUGAUGAAAGACUGAAAGCCGACAAAGCAAAGAAAGGUUCUAAGAAAGAGGAACGAGAGAGUAAAGGCAAAAAUAAAAAGGAUUCAGUCGCGGAUGGAUUUGAUGGAUUUGACGAUCUGACUCAUCGCUGUGUUUCUUGCUCAUCUGAGUUUCCUAGUAAAAAUAAAUUAUUUGAACAUUUAAAGAAAACCGGACACUCUGUAUAUAUACCAGAAUUAACGAAAAGUAAAAAGAGCCAAGAGAAAAAGAAAAAAGUAACACCCAAAGGAAAAGACGACACGGAUAAAAGGAAACAUUGAAAUUAUAGUUAAUUAUUAUAAUUGAAGAGCAAUAUAAUUUGUUAUGAUUGACAUGAAAGGUUUCUUUAUGUAUGACAUGUAUCUUCUGCGGACUCUAUAGGGAUUGUGUUUCUGUACAUAUCUUGCACAAAGACUUGUUAGAAUACUUUAGUUUUUUUAAAUACUUGGACUGUUUGGCGAUACCUCCAAUUUCUUUAGGACGAUUAUAUCGAUUCAGAAAUGGAGAUUAACAAUCAAAUGUAAAAUAUGUUUUAAGAAACCAUGAGAAUGAAAAUUAUAUCAAAUAUAUAGCUAAUUGUAUAAUA